This is a messenger RNA of Oncorhynchus masou masou (cherry salmon), 793 nucleotides long. RefSeq names its product protachykinin-like. Bases 156 to 569 code for a protein of 137 amino acids. The transcript has 6 exons. The record is from RefSeq and is a predicted model, not a curated record. NCBI's taxonomy places the organism in Eukaryota, Metazoa, Chordata, Actinopteri, Salmoniformes, Salmonidae.
CAGAGAAGGAAUAGACACAGCCCUCUAUCCAGCUGAACAAAUAGAUAUUUUCUGAGCUCACUCAACAGCAAACGAUUAUUAUUUAAUUAAAAUAUAUAUUUCUGAAGUAAAAUAGGCUUAUUUGAAUACAGCUUUGUCGGGUAUCAUUACACUCAAUGGAUAUUUGGAAAUUCCAGCUGGUAAUAGUUACCCUGUAUUCCCUGGUGUAUACAUGUCAGGGAUUGUCUUUUAGUGUUGACAAGGAACACUGGGUAUCCAAAGACUGGCAGCCACUGGAGAAGAGGUUGGCCAGCCAAGUGGCUAGUCUGUUUAAGAGAUCUAAAGCCCAUCAGUUCUACGGGCUUAUGGGCAAACGCUCAGAUGAUCAGCCGCAGCCUAUUGGAGUGAAUAGAAGACGAAAUAAAGGGGAGAUGUUUGUUGGACUUAUGGGAAGAAGAGCAUCAAGUGGGGAAUCGUUCACAAGAAUCAUUCCAGAUGCUACAAGCACUGCGAUCGAUAUCGCCGAAGGAUCACACACACAACCAGAUUCACAAGAGGCAUGGGACCAACUCCUGUAUGACUACAGCUAAUAAAAAAGAUUCAGAUUUGAAUGUUUACAUGAUCUAUACAAUGUUGAUAUCAACGCAUAAAAAAAAGAAACAACAGUAUCUCAUACUUUUAAGAAAAAAUGCUAUGUCUUUAAGGUAUCCAAGUUCAUGCCGAUGAUUAUUGUGUAUCCUAUCCCCAAAAAAGCACUUGUCUCUGCAAACAACUGCCACUGUGUUGAAUGGAAUAAAAGGCCAGGAAUGCUGCA